Messenger RNA from Rubroshorea leprosula, 2656 nucleotides. Lineage: Eukaryota; Viridiplantae; Streptophyta; Magnoliopsida; Malvales; Dipterocarpaceae. The record is from the annotation of a GenBank genome assembly.
GUAGGAGCUGAUGGGUGUUGCGGGUGUUGUCUUUUUUGAAUGAAGAUUUUAUCUUUUAAUGUUAGGGGUUUGGGGGGAAUAUUGAAGAAGAAAGAGGUGGGGAAGCUGGUAAAAGCGGAAAGACCAGAUUUCCUAUUUUUGCAGGAAACUAAACUCGAGAAGGCAGACGGUAAUCUAUGUAGAAUGUUGUGGAACUCAGAUGGCUUCGAUUGGGUCAUGAAGGGGUCAUCAGGUGCUUCGGGAGGUAUGGUGUGUGUAUGGGAUAAGCUACAAUUUACAAAAAAGGAAGAAUUUGUGGGUGACGGUUUUUUGGGGGUGGUAGGGGAAUGGGGUGUGAGCAAGCUACAAUGUUAUUUUGUGAAUGUGUAUGCUUCGAAUGACAAAAGGAAGAAGGUGGAGGUGUGGGAGGAGUUACAGAAAGUGAUUAUAGAAAAGGGAGGGAGAUGGUUGCUGGCGGGGGAUUUUAAUGCUGUAAGAUACCUUGAGGAAAAAAGAGGAAGAACAGGGGAGAAUGUCGAGAUGAGGGAUUUCAAUGCAUUUAUUGAGACAACUGGGUUGGUUGAUAUCAGGUUGGCUAAUCGCCGGUUCACAUGGUAUAGAUCGGACGGCUCUUCCAUGAGUAGGCUGGAUAGAGUAUUGAUGACUGAAGAGAUGUUUAAUAUGGGUGGUGAAUGGGUGCAACAUGGGUUAAGAAGAACUAUAUCAGACCAUUGUGCCAUAAUUAUAAAGACCAAGAUAACAGAUUGGGGGCCUAAACCAUUUAGGGUAUUGGAUGCUUGGCAGCAACAUCUGGAAUUCAAGAACGUUGUAGAAGAUAAGUGGAAGGAGCUUCAAGUGGAAGGGUUUGCAGGAUAUAGAUGCAAACAGAAGCUAAAAAUGUUGAAAGAGUUCUUAAAAGGUUGGAAUUGUGAAGUGUUUGGGGAUAUGGAAGCUCAAUUUAACAACGCAGCCAAAAAGGUGGAGCAUGUUGAUAUGAAGAAUGAGGAGGGUGUGUUGGAAGAUUUUGAGUUGGAAGAGAGACAAGAGGGAUUUCAAGAAAUGUGGGCUGUCAUGAGGAAGAGGGAAGCCAUAUGGAGGCAAAAAGCAAGAAGCAAUUGGGUGCAGCUGGGUGAUGCAAACACAAGAUUUUUCCAUAGAAUGGCAAAUGGUAGAAGGGCUCAAAAUAGCAUUUCAGGUCUGAUGUGUGAUGGUAGAUGGGUGGAGGAGCCAACUUUGGUAAAAAAAGAAGUUGAAACAUAUUUUCGAAAGUUGUUUCAAGGAGAAGAUUGGAAACGUCCCAGGCCCGCUGGAAUACAAUUUAAGCAGAUUUCCACAGAGAGGAAGGAGUGGCUAGAAAGACCAUUUUCAGAGGAGGAAAUUGAAGAAGCUUUGAGGAGCUGUGAAGGAACUAAAGCUCCAGGGCCAGAUGGGUUAGUGGGAGGGCUGAAUUCCUCUUUUUUAACUCUUAUUCCAAAGAAGUUGAGUCCAACUGAGCUGAAGGACUAUAAACCUAUAAGUUUGAUUGGGUGUGUGUAUAAGCUGCUGGCUAAGGUAAUAUCGCAUAGACUAAAGACAGUUAUGCCAGAAAUAAUAAGUGAUACUCAAUCUGCAUUCUUGGGGGGUCGGCAACCGGUUGAUAGUGUCUUAGUUUUAAAUGAAGUAGUGGAUGAGGUGAAGAAGAUGAAGAGGCAAGCCUUUGUGUUUAAAGCAGAUUUUGAAAAAGCUUAUGAUUGUGUUGAUUGGGAGUUUCUAGACUGGAUGAUGGGUAGUUUUGGCUUUGGCGAUAAAUGGCGAGGAUGGAUAAAAGAAUGUCUUUCGACAGCAAGGCUUUCAAUUCUGGUGAACGGGAGCCCAACGGAGGAGUUUAAGAUGGGGAAAGGAUUACGACAAGGGGAUCCGCUAUCUCCGUUUCUUUUUUUGAUGAUUGGUGAAGGGUUACAUGGUUUGGUAAAUAAGGCAGAGACUGUGGAAUUGAAGAGGAAGAUAUCAUGGGUUAACUGGGAGUCGGUUUGUUGUAGUAGAAUGACGGGUGGUUUAGGAGUGCCAGAUCUUCGUAGGAGAAAUUGGGCAUUACUUGGGAAAUGGUGGGCUAGAUUGGGAGGGAUGUCUGCGAGUUUAAGGAAUUUGUUGGUAAAGGGGUUUAGAUGGGAGUUAGGAGAUGGCAAACGGGUGGGGUUUUGGAGGGAGAUUUGGGUUGGGGAUAAAUCGUUGAGGGAUUUAUGUCCUCGAUUAUAUGAGUUGGCUGUUAAGAAGGAGGGGUUGGUUAGUGAGAUAGGUGAAUGGGAGGAAGAUCGGUGGCAGUGGAACAUGGAGUGGAGACGGGAAAGGAAGGGUAGAGUGAGGGAUGAAGAAGAGGUUUUAAGGGAGCUAAUGGGGCGGUUCCAAUUGAAGAAAGGCAAGGAGGAUCACUGGUGGUGGAUUCAUGGGCCGGAUGGGCAGUAUGAGGUGAAAGUAGCUUAUGAGGCAUUGGCACCUGUAAAGUGCAUUCUUGAGGACCAGUUUUGCAAGAUGAUCUGGUGUCGAUUAGUCCCUUCCAAAGUUGGUGCUGCAAUGGUGGGGUAUGGAGGCUGUGAUUCCAAACACAAUGGGUGGAGUAGCUGAGUUUUUUCUGCACGGUUUGGGUAGUAUAGUAGGAAAGGAAAUGGGUGCAUGUGUUUAUCUUGCUGUUACUUGGUAU